Messenger RNA from Dentiscutata erythropus, 1224 nucleotides. The record is from the annotation of a GenBank genome assembly. NCBI's taxonomy places the organism in Eukaryota, Fungi, Glomeromycota, Glomeromycetes, Diversisporales, Gigasporaceae.
AUGGCAAGUAAUGAAGAUAGCGAUUGGAUUUAUUUUAACCCUCCUUUAUGGCUACAAAGACGAAUUUCCAUUAAUCUCGUGUUACAAGAGAGUAAGGUUACUUCGGUAGUUGACUUUGGUUGCGGAGAGGGUUCACUCCUCUCUUUUCUUGUUCAACCUUGGGAAAAGUCACCACCAAUUACGCGUCUUACCGGUGUAGAUAUCUGUUAUGAAACAUUGAAAUAUACAGUGGAAAAUUGCCGUCCAAGAAAAGAAGACACUGACAAUUUAAGGCUAACUCCUUUGACAAUAGACCUAUACCAAGGAAGUAUUGAUAGUGCCGACGAAAGGCUACUAGGAUUUGAUGCUUUGGUGUGCUCGGAAGUAAUAGAACAUGUUUAUCCACCAGUAUUGAAUAAAUUUUUUGAAGUUGUUCUUGGAACUUAUAAACCAAAAAUUGUGAUCGUAACCACACCUAAUGCGGAAUUUAAUGUAUAUUUUCCACAAUUAAAGUACGGAACACCAGAAGCAACGUUUAGGAUUGAUGAUCAUAAAUUUGAAUGGACUAGGUGUGAGUUUCAAGAAUGGGGUAACGCAGGUGCGGCAAAGUACAAUUAUUCUGUUGAGUAUAGUGGGGUUGGAACACUAAAAGACGGUGAUCCUGCAGUAGGCUGUGCUACUCAAAUUGCCAUAUUCCGAGAUUUGCGUCCAGAUGACAAGCCUUUAUUAUCGGCUUUCGGAAGUUAUGAUCAUAUUGAUAAAAUCGUAUUUCCGAUUUAUGAUGAGCCUGAUAAAAGCAUUUCAGAGAUUCUUGAAGUUAUUCAUUACUACAUGAAAUUCCUUUGCAAUCCGGUUGUGAAAGAACUCGAACAACAAAAAGGAUUUAAAAAAAACUGUGUUAAAAUUGACUAUAUUUGGGAUAUACAUCGAAUUAGACAACUUUGUAAAACUAGAAAUAAUUUGUUAGAGAUACUUGAUUCCAGCAUAGAUUUUACAUUACUAAACGUUGAUGAGGUACUCGCACAUGUAGAAUAUAAACUUGAUUCACCAAAGGAAGAAAACGACGAAUAUGAUUGGUGCACAAAUGACGAAUAUGAAAUGGAAUCAGAUUGGAAUGCUGAUGACACUAAUAAUAGUGAAUUGUAUCAUGACUACGGGAACAAUAACUUUGAAGAUGGAAAAUGGUCUUGUGAAGGUUCAUUUUCUGUAGAUAGUCAGCAUUUGCAAUCGGAUUGGGACAAUUGA